AUGAGACUCGCUAUCGUUGCCGUCACCGCGGUACUUCUUGCCUCUUCCAACGCCAUGCCUUUAGGGUAUGCAGAUCAAGAAAUUAGCCAAUCCACUUCAAAUUUCUCAUCCAACUCAACAAUUAUCUCUAUCCCAAAUGAUAAAAUCCAAUCAGUGCUCACUUAUUUACGCUCCCAAGGUUUGAAAAUUGAAACCGUCUACUCUCCUUCUCUUAAUACUACCUCUAUUGAAGGUAUCCAAGAUAAAUCAUUUGCCUCUGUGAUGAAUGACAUCGUUACCCCAAUCUUGACCACAGGAGCAAGCAUCCUUAAGGUCUUCAUCUAA
Saccharomycopsis crataegensis is the source of this 324-nucleotide messenger RNA. RefSeq lists its product as uncharacterized. The transcript has a single exon. The record is from RefSeq and is a predicted model, not a curated record. The coding region runs from base 1 to 324 and encodes 107 amino acids. Lineage: Eukaryota; Fungi; Ascomycota; Saccharomycetes; Ascoideales; Saccharomycopsidaceae.